UCGGGCCCAGGGCCUCCUCACAGCGGGACAGCUUCACGUCAUCGCCUGGGCUGGGCUUGGCUAGGCCACACUUCCUGAGAGGAAGCUCAGGGGCCCUGGAGCCUCAUUCUCCCUCCCAGUCUUCUCUUCCCCCAAAGCUGAGGAGUCCUUCCCUUGAAGCUUCUGUUGGCAGGGCCUCAGCACCCGGCUGAACCAGUUAUGGCUGCGACAUACGCCUCAGUGCAGAAACGAGGACACGCUCCGGGGCCGGCCGUGGCCCGCGACCCCGCCGAGGAAGAGCCCGAGGGGGCUGUGUACAGCACCGUCAAGCCCAGGGCCCUGCGUGGGGGACCCGCGACUCCCACAGAAUACACUGCUGUGGCCCACCCUGGCUCAGCGGCCCUAGAAAGCCCAGUGUGCUCCUCGCCGGGUUCUGGGAGGCCCUUGCUGUCCUCGGUCGUUGACCCCAGCACCACAAGGAAAGCCAGCACCCCUUCCAGGAACUGCCCCGGGCCCGAGGCCUACGAAGAUGUGACAGACAUUGCGGUUCCAGGCCUGGGCCCCAGUGGCCUCCAGCCCAGCAGCAGCCUUGGCUUCAACAUUCGAAUCGGGAAACCAAAAGGUCCCCGGGAUCCUCCAGCCGAGUGGACUCGAGUGUAGGAAACCUGUGGAGUUUCCUUCCCUGGAGCCCAGGCCCAAGGCGGCUUUGGCUCCGAUUCCUUAGGCAAACAUUAGGCAGGUGAAAUUAGAGAUCACUUUUCACAAUAAAAAUUUCCCCCAUCCUG
Molecule: messenger RNA, 764 nt
Organism: Antechinus flavipes (yellow-footed antechinus)
Lineage: Eukaryota; Metazoa; Chordata; Mammalia; Dasyuromorphia; Dasyuridae
Product: tyrosine-protein phosphatase non-receptor type 18-like
Exons: 5
Coding region: 199-639 (146 amino acids)
Source: RefSeq, a predicted model, not a curated record